UGACUUGGGGCUUGAUGAUUUUAAAGGCCUUCUACAACCUAGUUGAUGCUAUGAUUCUAAACUUCGAGCACGGGAAAUCCCAGCUUCAUUUAAAAGCAUGCCUUGUGCUUAGUUACAAAUUCCUUAUUCAUUGUUCGCUCGGGUUCCUUACGUUAAAAUUCCGAUAUCAUUUUCUUCCUUUUUACCUACGUGUGUUCAUUUAUUUAUACAUGAUUCCGUCUCUAAGCCGGUCAGGAUCUGUAGUUCCCAGUUCAUCGCGCCCAGGGCUGUCUGAAGAUGUCUUUCAUUUUAGUGGGAGCCCCUUCUGUUACGGAAGGAAACCGUUUAUGAGGAGACGGCGUUAAACACGUUUGCAAUUGCUUUGUCCCUAGGAAGACCCCAGGGAGCGGCAGCGGUCGCCCCGUGCCGACGGUCCCGCUGCGCCGCCCGCCGGCGGCUCGCGUCCCGGUACCGAGAAGGACGCGGCUGCCCCGCGACUGCCCCCACGCCCGGCACCGCCCCGCUGCGCCCUCCCGCCAAUCGGCUACGCGGAGGUCGCGGUGCGCCGCCGAGCAGUGUUGCUUAGCAACCCGGCGCGUCGUGGCGCGCCCGGCGCUGUGGUGGUCGUGCCGGCGUCGGAGCAGCCCAGAGACCGGUAGAUGCGAAUGGAGUCUCAGUAUCUGAAGAGGUGCCUGGGAAGUUGCUUGAGAAAGGGAUUGGCAGAGGUUGCAGAACGUCGGCCAGCGGAUCCAAUAGAAUAUCUGGCACACUGGAUUUACAAUUAUAGAAGAGUCUUAGAUGAAGAAAAAAAGAUAAUGUUGGAGAGGAUUGAGCUGGAACAGGAACGGGAGGCGGCCCUGGUAGAACUCGAAAUGUUACAAAAAAUGAAGGAAGAAGAACUAAUGAUCCAGCAGAAACUUGAAGCACAACGUCAGGCUCAGCUGGAACAAGAACGUAAGGAGUUGGAACUGCAGAAUGAAGAAGGCAAAAUGCAACAGGAAGAUCAAGAGGAAAAUGAUGAAAAGAUGAUAGCUGAACUUACAGAUAGAGCUGGAGUGCCUAAUUUGACCAGCGUUGAGGAGCUAGAUGAGAACAAGCUUGAGGUAUUCAGUGGUUAUAAAGACGUUGAUGUCUGUAUUCCAAGCGAGCACAACAGAAGCAGAACAAGAAAGUUCUCAACCUAUCUGAAAGCAGUAAAUGUAUUUUCUACUCAUUGCUUCCUGAUCCUGAGGUGCAAUAUGUUAAUUUAUGUAUUUUAUAUAUAGAACUGAUUUACAUACCUGUUUUGGUUUCUGUGCUUUCUUGGUGUUUGUAUAAAGUCUAUUAAUUCUGGCAUGUAAUGCUUUGUUUUUGUUCUUAAACCACUGUAGCUAGUCUGGCUGACUCAGGAAGAAAACUGCAAUUGAAAUGAAAGCAGUAUAUAUAUUUUCUACUUAUUGCCCAUUGAUUCUUGAAGUGUAACUGUAAUAAUUAUAGAUACAAUUAACAUGUCAAGAUUAUUUUGGAGUAGAGGCUACAAUAUCAUAAUUUCAAUCAAUACUGAAAGAACAACAGGUUGUUGAAAAAGGAUUUUCCAAGAAUUUGAAUGGUUUCUGAUAGAAAGAGGAAAGGCUCUGCAGAUUAGAAAAUAGAGAGAGAAUUCUGCACAUCAAACUAGAUGCAAAAAUCAAAUCAGAAGAUUUCCUAAUUUAUCUGAAAGAGAUAAAUUGAACUCUGACUCAGUAAAUAGAUACACUAAAAGAUCUUGUCUGUCUUAGAAAUCAUGAGGUGCUUUUUGUAACACUGUUUGCUUUAAGCGUCAUAAUAACCUUUCCUGGUUAUUGUGUGAUAUUAGGUGAGCUGCAAGCAUAUCAAUUUUGAUUACUCAAGUCUUAAAAUAAUCUUUUUUUUUGCAUUUGUCUUGAAUUUGUAAAUCAAUAAAUUACAUCAGUAUUGUUUUUACUAAAUAACCAUUAUUAGUUCUCAAAGCUUCACUUGUAAAAAAAAAUAAUUUAUAUGAAUAAAUUUCUGCAAUCACUGAUAUCCUGGUAGAGAUUAUCAAGAAUGUUCCAUAUCUGUUCAUUAUAAAUGAAAAAGACAGCAGCAUUAAGAAAUCACACGCUUCUUGGCUAAAAUGUGCCUUUACAGCUUAGUGUCUUCUAAUAAUACAGGUUAGUUGGACAAUUAACAUUAAGUCAUUGCCAGUAGUGUAUAAAGAAAAUACUCUUCAUUACAAAUUCACUGCUGUAUAGUUAGUGCACUCACUGCAUUCUUCAGUUUUGGGAUGAAAGAGAUUCUGAGGAUACUUUCACUUUCCUUUGUUUGUAUUACAGCUAGCUUUAAGGGGUUUGCUCUUUGGCAAACUGUUAAAAAUAUCUAUAUACCCAACAUGCAAAGGUCAAUCAUGUAAUAAAUAUUUUUCUGCUCUAAAUAACUUGUUCUGUUCAUGUAGCUCAUACUAGGCAUAAUCCUGUCAAUUUUUAAAAGGUAAGCACUAUUGAUUUCUAAAAUAAUAAUAUGUUAUUUUUCCCUUAAAAAUAAUAAAGCUCAUUAAAUCCUGUUGCCUUCUCUAUUGCCAUUUUGCUUUUUGGAUGCCAUUAAUGUCUUAUAUGAACAUCCUUAAAAUCAAAAGAGGAAAAUAUCACUUUCCAGGUAUAAAUACUUAGAAAUGUUUCUGUAACUUUUCAAGUAAUGACAAAUGGAACUACUUUCAUGACUAGGUGGUCAGGCUUUCCAUCUACAUUUGUUCUGCAUUGGUAUAGGUUUCCAAUUUCUAUGACAGUCAAGAACCUUUUCUGUGGAAUAAAUAUGCUGUUAGGGUUGAUAUUCCAGUAAAUGGAUUUUUUUUGGUUUUGAUUAUAUUUGUUAGUAAUUGUUAAAAUAGUAUCAUUUUAAGACCACAUUUUAAGGCACUACAGUUGUAAUUACACCUAUUAACACUGUAUGCACGGCAGCUUCUUGGGCCAAUCUCAACGGUAGGGCGUAAGUAGGUUAAUAGGUGAAGUUUCUCUUUUGAGCCAGUAUGUGUAACUGAAUCUUGUUAUUUAGAUUAAAAUUUUCAAAAAUUGCUAAGUAACCAUGUUGAUUUCCAUUUUCUGUCCAAUCAUGUUGACUGUGAAAAUUUCAGCCUUCAUACAGCCUUCAUAUUUAAUUAGGAAAUACAUUCAAGUUGUAAGACAGUAUUUUAAAACAUGCUAGUAAAUAAUUCUAAUUGCCAUUUUCAAUGUGUGGCUUUCAUUUGUAUCUUUGUUUGAUUUUAUUGUGUGUCCACUAGAGUGCAUCCUAAAUAAACACACUGGUGGCUUCAUCAGUUGUAACCCAUGAAAA
Molecule: messenger RNA, 3285 nt
Organism: Strigops habroptila (Kakapo)
Lineage: Eukaryota; Metazoa; Chordata; Aves; Psittaciformes; Psittacidae
Gene: DYDC1
Product: DPY30 domain containing 1
Exons: 7
Coding region: 639-1244 (201 amino acids)
Cellular component (GO): Set1C/COMPASS complex
Source: RefSeq, a predicted model, not a curated record